UCUUACUCUCUCUCUCUCUCUCUCUCUGUUUCCGUAUGUUCAUCGGUCACUUUAUUGUCUCUUAAGUUGUCAAUGGUCUCUUGCGGUUUAGUACUUUGCUUUGUUUUACAUUAUUUGGGAAAAAUUGUUCUCUCUUUUCAGAAUUGUUGUUUUCUUUAAUCCUUAUUGUUAUGUGUAAAAGUGAUUGAAAGCUCAAAUGGGUUGUUCUUGUUGUUGAUUUUGAGUCGAGAUUGCAAAUUUGCAGUGACAAAUGAUUAUAAUUGGUGUCAUAAAUUGAUUUUUGUUUCUUGGGGGGUAUUUUUUGUUAAAAUUUCUAUAUGCAGAGAAGAGAGUAUAGAAGAGAGGGAGGAGGAGGAAUCGGUGGAGAUCAGGAGAUGGAUUACAGUCUAGCAGCGCUUAAGCUACUGCGUGUCCAAUUGAAAGACACCAGUGAGACUCCUUCUCAAAACGCCUUGACUCUCGGCGGCAUUCUCUUUCAACGCGCCUGGUUACAGGGAAUUUUGGUCUCCAACGACGGUGACGGCCGUCUCCUUCUCGAUGACGGCACUGGUGUCAUCGAGCUUUGCCUUUCUGGCGACUUCCGUCUCCGUCACUGGGACUCAGGUACGUACCCCUUUUCCUUUCUUAUUUAUUUUUUCUUUUGGCACAUUUUAGCAUAUAUAGACCGCUCUGUUUUUCUUGGGUGUAUUUUUGAAUUGUACAGGGAUGUAUGUGAUGGUAGUUGGAGGGUACUUUGUCCGUCCUGGUUCGUAAGAUGGUUGAUCUUUCGGCAUUGCCGGAUGAGAAGCAAUGUGGUAUCUUGAAGUUAUGGAGGCGUACAAGCUUUUCUACCAGCCCUUAAUUGAAGAAUUUAUGUGAUUGCUUAGAUUGUUUGCUUGUUCAGAGAAAGGAACUGAAGUUCUAGAACUGCAAAAAUUUUGCAGAUGCAUUCAUGUUCAUGUUCUUGAAAUAUUCUGCAAAUCUGAGUAAUGGUUUCUGUGCCGGUGCUAACAAUCUCUUCAUGCUGUCAUAAACAUGAAAAUUGGGGAAACUACAGUUUUGAGGAAUUGAACCAUGGCAUGGCAGAGCAAUUCGCAAUGAUUUCUAGAGAACAGGGAGGUAUCAUGAGAUUCAUUCAAGUUUCUUGCUUUGGAGCUUCUGCAUCAUCUCCAUCAAGAGUGCUAAGAGCUAAGGCUGCUGGAGAGGAAGCUGUUUUGAGAGAAAUGCAUCGAGCAGCUGCUAGAUGCAUCUCCUCCUAUCAUAUAUCUCUCAUUCUCCCUUGAAAGAUUACCUUAAAUCCAUCGAUUGUUCCUUUUUGGCAGCAGCUGCACUCCCCCACCCCCCUUCCCUCUCUGUCAUUCUUCCUUUUUGAUUGAAGACCCAAUCCAUCAAUUUCAAGUCGCCAUGAGUUCAUGAUUCAUGUCUCUUCUCUGUUCUGUUAUUCUCUUGCGAACAUGGUAUGUUUGUUAUUUUUUUAAUUUUAAUUGAUUGCUGAUUUUAAUUUUGUAAUUUAAAGGCAUUUCAGGUUCAAAUUGGGUUUUGAUGAAGUUUUUUGUUUUGAUACCAAAAAAAGAAAAGAAAAAACGAAGUAUUCAGUGACUCAGUGCAACCUAUUUUCAGGUUUUAUCCAUGACAAUGAACUAACCUAACUUAAUAGAUAUUAAUGCUAGAUUGUUUGAUUAUUUAAACUUGCUGUUAAUAUAAAUUUUUGGGUUUUGAUGAUCCAUGACAAUAAACCAACAUAAUAUUAAUAGAUAUUAAUACUAGAUUGUUUGAUUAUUUUUUGAUUAAAUUUACUAUUAAUAUAAUUUUUUUGGUUUUGAUGAAGGAUUUUAGUGACUAACCUAAGGUUAAUAGAUAUUAAGCUAGAUUCAUUUGGGUGGUUGUAAUUUUUGGAAUUUUUUAGCUUGUAAUAUAUUGUUAUUACUUAAUUGGUUGCUGUUAAUUAUUAGUUAAUUCAUAUUAUCAUUGUUUUUUAUUUCAGAUAGAUAAUUAGAAAGAUCCUACAUUAAAGAAAUCAAAUCCUUUAAAUUUGGAACCCAAUCCUUCACCUGUUCCGGUUACUACCUCUAGUAUAAAUAAUAAUAUUAAAGGUAACAAUCAUUCACCUUCUAGAUCUAAAAAAAAAAUCUCAAAUUUAGAAUUACUUUAAAAAACUUAAUGGUGAUUUUAAAGAAAGACUAUGAUUGUCAUCUAGGUAUGCAUAAUUUUUUUUUUUUUUUAUGAUUGAUCUAAAGCAAAAAACUUUGGUUUUAGAACCUGAGUCCUAAAAUAAAGGGGGUUUGUAAGAGAGGAAAAUUUGAUAACUAUUAAGGCAGUUGAAAAGCCCUAACAAAAAUUAUUUAACUUUGUAGAAAAUCAAUUAUUUAAAUCUUUUUGUUGGAUAGUGCAACCUAAAUUUAAUGUUCCUUCUCAUUUGAUGUUUAAUGAUUUAAAAGAGAUUGUUCGAAAAUUUAUAUAGAUGAGAAGGUAAAUUUAAGAAAGCUUUCAAUGGGUAGUUAAUGAGUAUGUUUAAUAACUGAUAUCUAGGUAUUAAUCCAAAAUAUUAAUUAUGUCUUUGAAUAAAAAAAUUCUAAACUUUUAUCAAGUUUAUAAUUAUAAAGGUGAAACAAUUGGCUAAGCGAUUGAGAGUUGUUGGUUGAAAUAAGAAAUUGAUAAGAUUUUAAUGGUUACAAUAGACAAUGGAAAUUCAAAUAAUUUUACUAUUAAAUAUUUGAAGAGAGCAACAAAUGGUUGGGAAGUAAUAUCUUGUCAUGUUAUGCCUAUAUUGUUAGUUUUAUUGCAUGUGCGAGAUUGAAAAAUAUUCGAAAUGCAGUUAACUUUGUUAGAUUUUCUCUUUCUAGACAACUUGUAUUUAACCAAGAUGUUAAUGUUGUUAAUUCAAUGGUGAUAGAUGAUAUGUCAGAUGACUUGACUUUUUAAUUCAAAAAACAUUUAGGGUUUGUUUGUUUUGCGUAAAAUAUUUUAUAGGAAAAUGUUUUCCAAAUGUUUUCUAUGUUUAUUUUCAAAAAUAUUUUCUAGAAAAUGCUUUUUUGUGUUUGUUUCCCGUAAAAUAUUUUACAAAUAACCUUCAAAUCUAGUUUAUUUGUUUAAAAAUAUUUUUAACUCAAGAAGUUCCAUAAAACAUUUUACAGGAAAACAUUUUAUGGGAAAAAUAUGUUACAUCUGUAAAAUAUUAUAAGCAAAACAAACGCAUUCUUAAAGGAGAAAGAUGACGCAGGGAGUAAAAAUGAUGUUAAGAUGUAUAUUUAAGUGAUGGUUACGAGGAUAUUAAUGAUUCUAAAUUAGAUAUUUUAGGUUGGUGGAGAUAUAAUGCUACAAAAUACAAGAUUCUUUCUAAUGUAGCAUAACAGGUGUUAGAUAUCCCGGUAUCUACAAUUGUUUCUAAAGCAGUCUUCAACACUAGCAGUUGUAUAUUAAAUCCAUUUUGAAGCUUUUUAUCUUCAUCAACAACAACAACAACAACAAUGUAAGCACUUGUUUGUUAUCAGAAUUGGUUAUGGUUAACACCAAUUCCAAUUGAUAUUAGAGCAUUCAUGGAUUAUAUAUAAAAUUCUUAUAUGAUUGAAUAAGUAAUUUGUUUUAUAAAUUUAAAAUUAGUUAUUUUACAUCAUCGUUUCUUUACAUGUCUAAUCUAACAUGUUUAAUUUAUGAUUUUGUAGAACUUGGAAAAUUUGAAAAUCUCUAUUAAUUGUUUUUUUUUUUGGUGAUGUUGGUGAAAUGCUAGAAUAUUUGACGUGUUGUAUCUUGUUAAUUCCCUUUUAAUUUUGCAUUGUUAAUUUUUUUACUAGUCAAACGCUAAUAAGUUGUUAAUUUGCUUGUGUUUUUUAUAGCAUUAACCUUGCAAGAUCUUUUGGCUUUUGUAGUUGAUGGAUUUUCUAGAUGUUGUUUCUUGAUUAUUUUUUUUAAAACUAUGCUGGAUGUUUUUUAUUUAGUUUUCUCUAAUCUGGAUUUAUUCGAAUUAGAUUUGUUAAUGUGUUGCUAAUGCAUCUAAUUAUUAAAAAAUGCUAACACUUCUAUUAAUUUGAUGUGCCCGUAUUUCCCUAACUCCACAAAUUUAUUUUUGUGCACAUCAAAGUCACAGGAAAGCAAAUUUGAUCAUGUAUGGUGGAAAGAUUUGGCUGGGCAGGGGAAAAGAAGGUUUUCUAUUAAAUUCAAUUUCCAAAUGAGUAAUGGAGUUGGACUUGUUUUUGUUGAAAAGCCUAAUAAAAAAUAUUUGAUUUAAAAGCCUAUAAAAACUGAACUCAACAAUUGUUUUUUUAUUAAAGCUCAAUUUAAUAUAUGUCUAUUUAAAAAACUAGAAACAAGCUUAGGUUUUCUGGUUUUUAAUGUAAAAUUACUAAUCUUGAUCGAACUAAAUCAGUUUGGUUUGAACUAUUUUUUGGUUCGAUCUAAUUAUAAUUUCAAGAAAUAACAACUCUUAGUUUAGUUGGGUUUUUGGAUCCAAAUUGAACUAGACCGUAAAUUGUUAAAGUGUUUUCAUUAUAUAUUUCUAAAUAAACUAUGAUAUAUCAUAAAUAUUUGAGUAAACGAUUGAGACUCGAUUGAUAAUUUUAUUGCAUAUUAAGGUCUAUUUUGGUGCUUUGGAUGCAAGCACUUAAUGAGUAUAUGUCUAAUUUUCAUUAUGUUUUUAGGGUAAAUUUGAUAAAAUCAAAAGACUUGAGACUCAGAUCGAUAAUAAUGAGGUGAUGUGCUUGGGGUUCAAUUGAUGUUUCCCAUCAUAAGGAUUAAAUUGUAAAUUUUAGAAAAUAUAGGAAUAAAAACUUGCAAAUAAGAACCAAUUUGUAAAUAAAAAAUUAUAAGAACUAAAAUAAAAAUUUAUCAAGUCUCCAUUAGAUUAUUAAAAAAUUUGCAACAAAACAUCGAAUAUAAUGAAGAAUUUCAUUCCAUUCCCUUAUAUUUCACAUGAUACAUAAUACAAAAUAUAAUAUUGUAGGUGUAUUACACAUUUGAGAUUAUUUUCCCAUUUUUAGAAGCAAGGAAUUCGUUUUUUUUUUUUCAAUCGAUUGGGCAACCGAAUUCAGAAAGGUUUCGUUGUCUAAUGCUAUAUGGUUUUCUUUGCAAUCAAUGAAAGCAAUGGUGCUCUUUUAACGGUUUUCAUGUUGAUUUUUUUAAAAAAAAACCCGGGUGGAUGGUUAUUAUCGGUGAAUGAGUUAUUAUUAGAAAGCUGACCGGUGUGAUUCGGUCGAGCUAACAGGUCAACCUGUAAUCUAGUUGAUCUAUCUAAAAAAAUUAAAACAAAAUCGUUUGAUUAUCCCGGGUCAAUUCAAGUUGACUUGGCUAACCUGUAACUCAUCUUAGACUGAGUCAUGUGCUGGGUUGGAUUUAUGGACUAUGAUUAGACUCAACUAUGGUUAUGGUAUCUAUGUAUUUUUAUAAGAUGAUUUUAUUUGUUAUGUAACAUACUUCAAUUGAAGCAUGGAAAUGUUGAAGAAUAUGUGCAAAUCUCCCAAUUUCCAAUGGCUUAAGCAACACAAGAAGCACUAGAUUGUGACUCAAGUCAUUCCAUGAGAACAUUACCUUUCCUUGUAGCAUAAGAAAAGAGAAAAUAUACCACUCAAAACAAUGCAAGUAAAGAACCAAGAAGCUGGGAGGAUCAACCCGCGACGAGCUUUCCUCUCUUCAUUCGAUAAGAGCUUCAUUGCUGUGACCAACCCAUCAAAAUCUCAUGGCCCCAGAAAGCAGCCAUGCCUCGUUUGAUCGAGUUAACUUGAAAGGAAGAAAUGUUGGGGCUACAAUGUUCAUCCGUCAUGGUGUCCAUGAUGAGCCACAAGAUAGUUAUUCCAUCAACAUUUUCGUAAACAACAAUGUUCAAGGGGUUAACAAUUCCAUUCUGCUUGAAAGUGAGGUGAGCAUGAGAGAUCCUGGAGUUAGCAUCUUUUUGGAAGAUAUGAAGCUGAAAUCAAAGAAAAAAGGAAGAAAUGAAGAUGAUGCAUCAGGUUCUUCUAAGCUCGGGUCCCUUGGGAUGGCUAUGUUAGCAGCAUUUAUCUUGCUCUUGUUGUUUUUAUUUUCAUAGAUCUUGUUGUAUUGAUGAGAAUCUAGAAAGUUUGUGCAGUCAAAAUAUGUUUUUAAUCGUAUAAUUCACAAGAAUAUAUAUAUAGACUUGGAUGUAUCUAUCGUAAAGAUUUCCGAGUUUUUGAUAUAUUCAAACUAAUUUAUUUGGUUAUGUUUUA
This is a messenger RNA of Populus trichocarpa (black cottonwood), 6152 nucleotides long. RefSeq names its product NADH dehydrogenase [ubiquinone] 1 alpha subcomplex subunit 9, mitochondrial. Bases 318 to 803 code for a protein of 161 amino acids. Gene Ontology annotation, molecular function: protein-containing complex binding. The transcript is spliced from 6 exons. The record is from RefSeq and is a predicted model, not a curated record. Gene Ontology annotation, biological process: maintenance of rDNA; negative regulation of double-strand break repair via homologous recombination; DNA repair. NCBI's taxonomy places the organism in Eukaryota, Viridiplantae, Streptophyta, Magnoliopsida, Malpighiales, Salicaceae. Gene Ontology annotation, cellular component: cytosol; nuclear speck; mitochondrion.